AUGGACUUCACCUUCGUCUGCCCUACCGAGAUCAUCCAGUACAACAACGCCCUCGACCGCUUCAAGGAGAUCAACACCACUGUUCUCGGUGUCUCCACCGACUCCCACUUCACCCAUCUUGCCUGGGUUGAGAAGCCUCGCAAGCAGGGUGGUCUCGGUCCCGACCUGGAGCUCCCCCUCAUCGCCGACAAGUCCACCAAGAUCUCUCGCAACUACGGUGUCCUGAUUGAGGACGAGGGUAUCGCUCUUCGCGGUCUCUUCAUCAUCGACCCCAAGGGUGUCCUCCGCCAGAUCACCGUCAACGACCUUCCCGUCGGCCGUGACGUCGAGGAGACCAUCCGUCUCGUCAAGGCCUUCCAGUUCACCGACGAGUACGGCGAGGUGUGCCCUGCUGGCUGGCAGGAGGGCGGAAAGACCAUGAAGGCCGACCCCAAGGGCAGCCUCGAGUACUUUUCCGCCCAGGGAGAGAAUGGAGCUAAGGCAUAG
Molecule: messenger RNA, 486 nt
Organism: Fusarium poae
Lineage: Eukaryota; Fungi; Ascomycota; Sordariomycetes; Hypocreales; Nectriaceae
Gene: PRDX1
Product: Peroxiredoxin-1
Exons: 2
Coding region: 1-486 (161 amino acids)
Biological process (GO): response to oxidative stress; cell redox homeostasis; hydrogen peroxide catabolic process
Cellular component (GO): cytosol
Molecular function (GO): thioredoxin peroxidase activity
Source: RefSeq, a predicted model, not a curated record